UCGAGGAUCGAUCCGAGGAGCUUUCUUUCGAUCGCCGAAGUAAAAACUCAUGUGACGGCAGUGACCGGUGGAAGCGGUUGCAUUGGCGCUUCUGUAUGUCCAAAUACGUUCUAGCGUCCUUCGCAAUGGUGCUGUACGUGAAAGAUGGCGAGAGGCGAUUCGACAGUCACCUAUUAGACUUCAUAUCGAAAGGCAAAUAUGAAGAGGCUCUGAUGAUGCUGCAGAACAUUGAUCCGUGUAAUCUGUCCGAUAGUUCCGGGAGGUCGUUGCUGCACUGGACUAUACUCCGCUGUGAAAUCAAUGGCGGAAAUGUGUACAUGAUACAGUAUUUUAUCCACAAGGGUUGUAAUAUCAAUGCUCAGAAUGAAGAUGGAGAUACGCCGCUGCUGUUGGCUGUGAAGGCCAAGCAAACGUCAGCCGUGAAAACUUUGAUCCAACUGAACGCUGACAUCUUUCUGCCGAACAAUUUCGGCUGCACUCCAGUUCAACACGUUCUCAACAAAUAUCCGUUAUCCGAAAAAGAUAUCGCGAAGCUGUUUCUCCGUAAAUUACAAUUGCAUUGUGGCACAGACAAACGAAUGUUCGCCUUCAAAUUGAUGAAUUACCAAUGUCCAAUUUACUUCGCCGUGCUGCCGAGAGACGCGGAGAUAACGCGCACAAUGUUGGACUCUGGCUGCUUGGUCAAUAUUCGCUGUCCCGAAACAUACGACAACGCGAUGCACGUGGCCGUCGCGCAAUCGGACUUGGCGAACGUUAAGCUGUUGUUGGAACGCGGAGCGAAUGUUAACAGCUUGGGUUGCGAACGGAAGACACCUUUGCAACAUUACGAUGUUUCCGCCAACGAUACGGAGGAGAAGAUUGCAAUGCUGAAGGUCUUGAUGACAUGGGGAGCAUCGUUAAGAAUUACCGAAGGCUCCGUAACACUCUUGGAAAAAUUCAUGCGCAGAGGAAAGAAAGGGACUGUACGCGCGUUGCUUCAAUCUCCAGGCAUUGAUUGGCGGGCGAGAAAUGCUUUGCGUCAAACCGCCAUUCAUUUUAUUGCGUGCUGCAAUAAAAAUCCAGACGUAGAAGAGCUCAUUCCAUUGUUUCGUGGCAAAAAUUUUGAUAUUAAUGCACUUGAUUGCAAUGGCAAUACGGCAUUGAUGCUAUCUGCAAUGGAAGGACACGUGAAACAGGUCGAAUACCUGUUGAAAUUAGGCGCAAAUCCAAAUAUUUUGGAUCAACAUGAUCAUACUCCACUUUAUUACAUCUGCAAGCAGUUGAACAAUGCCCAGCGGAAACCAGUCGAAAAUUACCGGCGAAUAGCCGAACUCCUGUUAGUGUAUGAUGCUGAUUUUCAAAACACCAGGUAUAGAAAUUUUCUAAGUAUAUACAGCGAGGGCUCUAACGACCCCUAUAUCACGGAGAGCCUUAUUGCUAAGUUAGCAGAAAUGGAGCUUGUAGAUGCAACUGUGCACAGUCAGUUCACCCGCCAUGACAUGGAAGAGGUGCAAAGAUAUCGCGAGUAUUUUUAUUUCUGCCAACAGAGUCUUGAGCAUAUGAAAUUAGUGCAAGUCGACGGUUUUUUUACGUUAUUUGACCUGUACACGGGAAAUAACAAAAAACAAAUUAUACGAUACGCGCGAAAACGUGUAUUUGCGACAGCGUCUCAGCCGAUGAUCAUCGAUAAUUUCAAUUCGUUUCCGCAUUAUUAUUCCAGUAUUAUAUUGUGGCGAAUGGCUGCAGCUGAAAAAGUAGCUAAUUUGGAGCUACAAUCUAUGGAUUUUAUUUCCAUGAGUAUGAAACUAUAUCAAAGUCGCGUCAUUGCUUGCAAAAUUCUUAAAUAUUUAGACGAAUACGAUAUGAUAAAUCUGCUGGGAUUGGUGUAAAUAAGGAUAGCUUGGCUUUUUUAAUCAAACGUUUUAUUUCAAUAUUUCAACUUACUACAUGAAAACAAUUUUACUACGUAACUUUUAAGAAUAUAAUUUUAAUAGAUUUGACUCUAUGAUCAAUAUCCACAUUAAUUCUGCUAAGAAAUA
Molecule: messenger RNA, 2018 nt
Organism: Phymastichus coffea
Lineage: Eukaryota; Metazoa; Arthropoda; Insecta; Hymenoptera; Eulophidae
Product: alpha-latrocrustotoxin-Lt1a-like
Exons: 2
Coding region: 96-1868 (590 amino acids)
Molecular function (GO): protein binding
Source: RefSeq, a predicted model, not a curated record